Messenger RNA from Miniopterus natalensis, 6855 nucleotides. RefSeq names its product spermatogenesis associated serine rich 2 like (gene SPATS2L). Lineage: Eukaryota; Metazoa; Chordata; Mammalia; Chiroptera; Miniopteridae. The record is from RefSeq and is a predicted model, not a curated record. Gene Ontology annotation, cellular component: cytoplasm. Gene Ontology annotation, molecular function: protein binding.
UAACCAGCUGUUGUCUACUCAGGAAAGCUAUCUUUGCUUUUUGCAUUCUUGAAUUUUUAUAGCCCUUGAGCUUACGCACUCUUGUCUUCUAAUUGUUCUAGUUUUCUUCAGUCAUUUUAGUUCUUGCAAGGGAGGGACAGUGUCACUGAUAGCCCAAUACCUAGAAUUGUUUUGCAUCUUGAUAGCACAUGACUGCCAGCUUUUCCUGUCGAGAUUAUGUCCCCCAGGGUGGUGUUACAGGUGGGAAGGCCCACCAAGUUAAAUUUGGGCUGUCUACACAACUUGUGAGUAGUUAGAACUGUGAGCAGAGACUUGGACGUGAAUCUGCAGGUUGGAUUCAAGUUGUGGCUCCAUUGCUCAGUCUAACGCUGGGUGGAGUGUUUUGCUGUCUCUGAGCCUCUGCUCCCUCAGCUCUCACUGCAGAGUCAGGGGUCAUAUGGAGGAUUAUUUAUUGAGCAAACCACUUGGCUAACUCAAAGUGCUUUUGUGAUUAGUUUCCCGGUUCUUAAUUAACGGUUACUGGUCAUCUGUCUUGAGGAGAAGCUGAUGUACCAUUUAAAAUAUUUUCAAAUGAAUAAUGGGAAUAUUUGUAAAAUAUAUAUGUAAAAAUGCCCACUCCUAGGGCUAACUUCACCAGACCCUCCUAACUCUUUGCUUAUACUUUUUCCAGUAACAAUGGGACAGGCAUUGUCUCAGCCCUGGAAGCCCCUGGCUAGCCUGAAGUCUCUCGAAGCUCACUCCCAUGGUUAUUCCUCUGAAGAGGAAAGGAGGCCCUUGGCAUGAGCAGGUGGUUCCGUUGAACACAGUCAAGACCUGUAUAAAAACAGGCAUUAUGUUAUUCCAAGACAGAAGCAAAACUUGUAUAUUUGAUGCAUUAUUGUAGCUUUCAAUAAAAAAGACAAAGAAAAAAAAACACUAGCAGGCAAAAAAAAUAUUCUAACAUGAUUGCAUUAUUAAAAUGUAAAGGAAACUCUUCGAUUAUUAAAGUAAGCAUGUUGCUGGAAGGGAGACGACCAGAAGUUAAGAAUUUUGACACUGGGUGGCGUCCAUGAAAGCUUUUCAGAAGGCUCUCUUGGUUUUUUGCCCCAGAUGUGGCCGUGUUGGUAAGGGCUGGGAAACUACUUCUGAGCCUGGCUGUAAGACGGUAACUCCCCACCCUGGGACUGCACUUCCUCCCUUUCCCUGGGCUGCUGUGGGCUAACCUCCCUGCUUUUUACUGCCUCCCAGCAGUUACUUUCUCUCAGUCUGAAGGGAAAGACAGAAUUUGUUCAUUGCUUGGGCUAUACUGUGGGAUCCUUUUGAAGGUGUUUCAGGCAGUUGAUGAUUAAAUGUCUUCAUGGAGGUCCCCAGAGAUGGGAGUAUGUGAGGUGGGUGCUGAGCAUUUUAGACAAGCCUUCUUGACCACUUAGCUGUAGGUAACCAAUGGAAGGUCAAGGGGUCCAGGAUUCCUUGAGGAUGCUAGCUGGGAAUGGCUGAACCAUUUUCUAAAAUUUAUUUCUCCUAUCCUGGAAACUGUUCUGAAUUUCCCUCACUUGCUCUGGAACCACAUUUCAUUUAGCUCAUUUCUUCAUUAGCUAUUUCUUGAGGGUCUGCUCUGCACGAGGCACUGUGAGAGGAGCAGAGUAAUCAGAUGUUGAAAAGGAGAGAACGUUACAUGCCUUUGGUAGAAAGCAAGAUAUGCUUCCAGAGUAGGGAAAAGGGAGAUGUUAAGAACGUGGUGGUGGGGUUUUUUUCUGUACUUUUUGCAAUAAGUUGUACUACAUAAAAAUCUAUACCAAUAUUCAUUUAUGUAGCAAAUCCCUUCAUAAUGAAAAUUCCUGUUAUGUGUGAUUUGGGCAAGCAUCAUUAGAACACAAUUCCAAUACAGAAGACUUUGGACAGUCCCUUGGAGUGAGCUAAAGUGGGAUUUGACCUAUAUAUCAAGCUUUUCAUGGUUUUGAUAUUUUUCAUUUCCACAUGUCAACAAAUACCUGACUUGAUAUUAAAGCCAGUUAAAUCAAUAUUUCUUGCUGUAGUCAAGGUACAGCAACAUAUAUCCGAGGGCAACAUAUCCCCAACAGCCAUAUUUUGUUGACCGCGUAUAUUUUAUCGCAAACCUCACUGAUUGAACUACCUUUGGAAGCGUAGGAUGAAAAUAUCAACAUAGCCACCAUAAAAAAAAAAAAAGGCCAGAGACUCUGUAAUCUUGUCCCUCUGCCCCUCAUUUAAGUAUUCCCAUAAUUUAUUUUGCUCACUUUAAUCAUAAGGAAUGACAGUAUGGAAAAGAUCUUGAUUGUGGUGGCCGUGCUCCAGUGGGUCCGCUUUAUCCCUCCUCCCAACUCCCGCCCCAGCCAGAGGAUGUCUGAGCACAGAGCAGCAGGCAGCAAAUCCACAGGUCUCAGGCUGGAGGAGUCUAAUAAUCGUGAUGGAAAGAGAAUGGGGUGGAGCCUACUCCUACUUUUUUCCAAAUUUUUAACUGUUAGAAGAUUUCUGAAAGUUACCUGUUAAAAACUCAUUUGUUUCUGUAAGCAAAUGGCCUGAAGCAUCAGUUUAUAAACACCAAGGAAUUUAUUUACUGCUGUCAGAAAGGCCUGACUUCUCUUCCCUAUGUACUAUGAAUAGAAGAGUGAUUGUCAUUUUUUGGGUCCCUACUCUGUGCUAGCACUUAGAGAAUCUCACCUCGGGUCAGAAAGGUGAAAUGAUGCGUCCAAGCAUGUGUUGUUAUUUCCAUUUUAUGUGCAACUUGGGCUGCCGAGUAACUUCUGUGAGGCCACCAAGCUAGAAAGGGUACAAACUGGGAUGUGAACCCACGUUUGUCUGAUUCCAAAGCCUUUUCAUUUUUUACAUCAGGCGAUUUUCCAUAAUAUAUCAUAAGAUUAAAAAAAACAAUUGUUUCAAAUUGUUAAAGUAACACAUGCUUAUUAUUGGAAGUUUGGGAAGCAGAGAAAAUUAUUAAGAAGAAAAGGAUCACCCAUAAUUCUUCACCCCAAAGGUAAUCACUACUAAAAUUUUAAUUCUUUCUUCCAGGCUUAAGCAAGCUGUGAUUUAUAUAUCCAAGAGAGUGUUGUUCCUCAGAAUUGUCAUCUUUGAAGUUUAGGCAUGUACUCCAAUAAUGUUGCCAUUGCUUAAAACAUUUUUGGAAUUCCUUUCCGAGCUAAUUUAGAAACCAAAUUCUCUAAAGGCCCCCAUGCGCAAAGUGCUUCAGUAGAGACACAGCAGACAGUAUGGCCAUUACCUGAGUGCCUAUCAAAAUAACACGUUUUUAUAUCUUCUACCAUUUCGUGCCUUCUCAAGUUAUAUGCUGCAAUUAUUUAACAUCUGUAAAGAAAACUGUCAUUGCCUCUGUAACAACCGUAAACAUCUUGUGCUGACUUCUAUUAUGGCGGGAGAUGGAAUUUAUCAAAAUGCAGCUUUCUCCCAUGUCAAAGAUUGAUGGACAGUUUGGGGUAUGUUUAAAAGUCUUUAUUAAAAAUUACAUCUAUACAUGUUUAAUAUCUCAUCUGACAACUUGUGUGUUAUUUAUGACAUUGUCAACACAAUAUUUGCUUCGUGUAGCUCAUUAAAAAAAAUCAGAAAAUUUUGUUUAUCAAGUUUGAAAAAAAUUUUUAAAUCAAUUUCCUGUUAAUGGAAGUAUUACACUCACUGAAUUAUUCCCCUCUAAGGAGUUUCUGUAAAAGCAAAUAUAUCUAAGUGUGUUGAACUGAUCUUUAAAUAAAGUUAGUAGCAUCUUGUAUCGAAGUAAAUGUUUUUCAAAGAUGCAGGUACCAGUGUGCUCACACACGCACAAGUAGCAUACUUUAUUAAGGUCAAGAAAGUCAACUAGUUAUGUGCCAGCUGAGUUCUCAUUUUUGAGUUGUGGUGUAAAACACUGUUCCUUUAGAAAACAAAGCUAACCCUUCACCCAAGUAUCUCACUGAUUGCCUGGUUUCUGUCUUGUUUUUCACAGACUUUCUUAUCUGUCCCAUCAUCUUAGCAUGGCACUCUCCCCCAGACUGCUGGGCACCUGGGACACCAGAACGCUGAAUUGGGGAUUGGUACAUCGUUUGGGGGCCACUCACAGGGUUCAUAUUGGCCACAUUGGGCCUGCUCAGUUGUCCUCAGAGCUAUACUUUUCCCUGGUCUUCUGACUGCCAAGAUUUCUUAUGAUAAGACUUCAUCAUAUUCACAGAGCUAAUUAUAAAGUGAAAACCGAGUCUUCCAUUGAUAUUGGGCACUGGUACAGUGUUCAGUGUUUGUCAGAUAAAUGAAGGGUUUUAAUAUAUUCUCUCAAAAAUGGACUGUUGGGAGGAAAAGGUAGUCUGGUUGAAAGUGUCAGAAUAGGAUUGUGGAUUAGAACCUCAGGGUUUAAGAGCCUCUAGGUCAGUCUUCUCAUUUAAAUAUGAAAUCCAGAGGUUAGCUGACUGGAAAAGGUCAUCCAGAGAGCUGGUGCCAGAGCCAGGCACAGCAUCCAGUGUCCCAAAGUCCUGUCCCAUCCUUUCCAGUGCUUCCUCCUUAUUAGUUGUUUCAUGGAAGUUGAUCUGACUCCACGGGAUUAGUGACCAGAGCAUUUGGAGCCCCACACAGUGCUUAACAGAGCACCUGAUACACGGGCAUUCUCAGGGAGCACUUGGAGCCAUUGUUGACGUAGGCGGUGACUGAGCAUUCCAGAGCCCAGGCUGCUUUCAGGAAUAUCUCCACGGACCCCCAGGGCUUCUUCCACUAGAAACAAGAUGGCUGAACUCAAUACUCACGUGAAUGUCAAGGAGAAGAUCUAUGCAGUUCGAUCAGUUGUUCCCAACAAAAGCAAUAAUGAAAUAGUCCUGGUGCUCCAGCAGUUUGACUUUAAUGUAGAUAAGGCAGUGCAAGCCUUCGUGGAUGGCAGUGCAAUUCAAGUUCUAAAAGAAUGGAAUAUGACAGGAAAAAAGAAGAACAAUAAAAGAAAAAGAAGCAAAUCCAAGCAGCAUCCGGGCAACAAAGAUGCUAAAGACAAGGCGGAGAGGCCCGAGGCAGGGCCCCCGCAGCCGCCCCCGCCGCACAUCCAGAACGGCCACCUGACCGGCUGCGAGAAGGACGGCUCGUCCACCGACUCGGCCGGCGACAAGCCGGGCCUGACCCCUCGGGAGAGAAAGAUCUCGAUACUCGAGGAGCCCUCGAAGGCACUCCGCGGGGCCACAGAAGGCAACAGACCACUGCAACAGAAACUAUCCUUAGAUGGGAACCCCAAACCUAUACAUGGAACACCAGAGAGGUCAGAUGGCCUACAGUGGUCAGCUGAGCAGCCUUGUAACCCCAGCAAGCCUAAUGCAAAAACAUCUCCUGUUAAUUCCAAUGCCCCUGCAGCUCAUCUUGAAAUAAAGCCAGAUGAGCUGGCAAAGAAAAGAGGCCCAAAUAUUGAGAAGUCGGUGAAAGAUCUGCAGCGCUGCACCGUGUCUCUAACCAGAUACCGCGUCAUGAUCAAGGAGGAGGUGGACAGCUCGGUGAAGAAAAUCAAAGCUGCCUUUGCCGAACUGCACAACUGCAUCAUUGACAAAGAAGUUUCAUUAAUGGCAGAAAUGGACCAAGUUAAAGAAGAAGCCAUGGAAAUCCUGACUGCUCGUCAGAAGAAAGCAGAAGAACUGAAGAGACUCACUGAUCUGGCCAGUCAGAUGGCAGAGAUGCAGCUGGCCGAACUCAGGGCAGAAAUCAAGCACUUUGUCAGCGAGCGUAAAUAUGAUGAAGAGCUCGGGAAGGCUGCCCGAUUCUCCUGCGACAUUGAGCAGCUCAAGUCCCAAAUCACGCUCUGUGGAGAAAUUACACAUCCAAAGAACAGCUACUCCUCCAGGACUCCCUGCAGCUCCCUGCUGCCGCUGCUGAGCGCUCACACAGCAGCCUCUGGAAAACAGAGUAACUUCAGCCGGAAGCCGUCCAGUCACAACAGGCCCCCCGAGAGCAAAGCAGCCAACCCCAAAAUGGCCAGCAACCUUCCCAGCGCCGCAGACAGCUCUCACCAGGCCAUGCCCCCUCACAAGCAGAAUGGGUCUUCUAGCCAAAGACGAAGGUUUAACCCACAGUAUCAUAACAGGCUCAAUGCGUCCGCCAAGACACAGGGCAGCGGUAACGAAGGCGACCCUGUGGCGAAGGGCAACAACCGCCACGAACACAGGAGACAGCCGCACAACGGCUUCCGUCCCAAAAACAAAGGCGGCGCCAAAAACCAGGAGGCCCCCGUGGGGACAAAGGCCGCCGAGGCCCCUGCCCACGCGGAGAAGCCCCGGCGGAGGCAGCACGCGGCAGACAGCGCCGAGGCCAGGCCCUUCCGGGGCAGCGUGGCCCGGGUCUCCCAGUGCAACCUCUGUCCCACGAGGAUGGAGGUUUCCACAGAGGCUGCGGUCCUCUCGGUCCCCGCCGUGACGCUGGUGGCCUGAGCCAGGAGGCAGAAAGCAGUUCCACUCAGUUUCGGUUCCCUGCCCGAGGUGCUGAUCCAAUUCGCUGCCAAACGAGAGCCAAUCAGAAUAGACAGGCCCUGUGUGGUUGUGUCACCCUCUCUCAAUCAUUUUUACUAAUUCUAAUAAUCAGCUCUAGCUUGCUUCACCCUUUCAUGGCUUUGCUUGAUCUGUUGAUGCUUUUUCUCAUCGAGACACUGCAGCAGUGUAGCCAGGCGGUAUUUACUCAUUUGUUAGGAAAAUCAACACGUGGCUAAAGACCAGAGGCUCCGUAGCAACCAGUGUUGUAGGUGAUGUCCGUCCAUUGAUCGUCUUUAGAGAGUUACUGUCGGAAAAAAAUUCUUAUUGACCAGACAAACGUGAUCUGCUGAGGACACAUGCGCUUUUGUAGAAUUUAACAUCUGGUGUUUUUCUGAAAUAUAUAUAUAUACAUAUAUUGCUUUAUUUGAAACAAAUUAAAAUAUGCUGCAUUUGA